This is a messenger RNA of Podospora pseudocomata, 231 nucleotides long. RefSeq lists its product as uncharacterized. The transcript is spliced from 2 exons. The record is from RefSeq and is a predicted model, not a curated record. Bases 1 to 231 code for a protein of 76 amino acids. NCBI's taxonomy places the organism in Eukaryota, Fungi, Ascomycota, Sordariomycetes, Sordariales, Podosporaceae.
AUGCAAGACAAAUGCUGCUAUUGUCAUUCGUGGGAGAGUCUUGGCAAGGAUUGGCAGAUACCCUUGAUACAUCCAAUUCACAAACGGCCCUCAAUCGUCCUGGCCAUCUCACAAUACCUGCAUGCACUCAACACAACCCAACCCCGCAGAUUUGAGCUCAACAUCAACUGCAUCCAACACCAGCUCGAAAUUGCCACGGGCAAUGGCGCCAUCUCCAAACAGGGCCGUUGA